AUGACAGAAUUUCAAGAGCUGUUUAAUAUGCCUAACACCUUAGGUGCAGUAGAUGGGACACAUAUUUCAAUAGCAAAGCCAUCUAUUAAUCACCCUACUGCACCUGGAAAUCUUUUCUAUAAUAGAAAAGGAUUCUACAGUAUUAACUGUCAGAUUGUGUAUGCAUUAAAUGAUGAUAAUCAUUAUGAUGUGGAAAUACAAGAUUACUUCCCACCAGCAAGUCUUGGCUGGAUAAUAUACUGCGCUCUAGUGGCGUUGCUGUUCACCGGACUGAAGCUUUUGAACCAUCAGCUGCACCACAUGUACGAUACUACAGAGUGCAUUAUCGUGCAGCCACCGACGAGUCCACACAACGCUAAUGAGAACGCUGCUACUGACGAAGGUAUGGAGAUGCAAAUGCUGAAAGUGGGCGGUGCGCCGGCCACAGGCAGUGACAAUGAAUCUGUCACCUCAUUGGAGUACCAUAAACCAAACAAUAGCACUAUAGAUUUAAAAGUAGACGUCCAUCGUAAAAAUAGCUCAGAAUCCAGUAUAGAGGACAGUGCGAUGUCUGCUAAGCAAGUAGAGCCUGUCGCAACAACAAAGUCCGACUUAUGCGUGGCCCAGUGUACAGAACUGGCUGGACCCUCUUUCCGGCCAGGAAACCGCAGCCGAUCCAAAUCCGGCCAUAGAAGAGAGCAUAGGACGUCUAAAAGAAGAACGCAUGGUACCCGAAUUGAUGAGCUGAUAGUGGAAGCUUCCAGAAAUACACGGACAGAAAAUAAUCUACCCACAUAUAUGGUGGUCGAUGACGGUCCUUUUGCAAAAGUCAGUAGGCGAUACCAUGAGUGUCCCCAUAGGCGUGGUUCGAGUAAUAAAGACUUUUUCAAAGAGUGGCUUUAUUUAGAUGGUUCUGAGGCUGCAGGAGAACCAUACCAAUCAAAGUUUGCACGACAACUUAGUUCUGAUUCGAAAGAUAAUUCGGAACCAAGUGUAGGCCCGCCUUCUCCUAAAAAGCGAACUACACAUAGGAGAAGGUACACUAAUUACCCAGAUGAAAGCUGUACUAAAUCCGCAAUGGCUUUAGCUACCCAGGCACAGUCUUCCAAUAUGAGAAGGAAUUCUAAUUCAACCAUGUCUACAAUACAGUUACCACUAUUAAAUUCCACUGCACAACUUGUUUCACACAUGAGACGACAUUCAAACAACGCUGAUACUGGAUUUUUUGCAAGUGUUGAGCUUGGGGAAUAUAUGAUGGUAAAAGCUGAAGCGCCUGCUGGCGAUGUGGAUAAAACUAAAGGAAAAAGUUCAGGGUUUAGAAGAAUAAAGAGCGCAGCGUUAGAAAUAGGAUGUCCUCCUCCUAGUGUAUCGAAUUUAUCCCCUCAUCCAAAUAGCGCAGAAACCAUUGGCGGUCAAAUGUUGAAAAAUCCAAAAAAUGCGGUUAUUCCACCUCCUAGUAAGAGUUUAACCCGCGGACCACAUUUGAAUUUGUAUCCGAAAAACGAAAACGGAGAAGGAUGUAGCUAUCCUUAUUUAACCUAUGGGUCGGAGAUAGUUUAUCCUAUAGCUGAAAUAUCGGAUGAAAUGCAAACAUCGCAGAAGGAAACCGAUUUGGACUCCAGUGGGGAGAGUUACAGUGAUUAUGAGGACGAGAAACAAUUUCGGGGUUUUGAUUGGGAUGCUGAACAAUCCUCUGCAAUGCGUUCGAGUGAUUCUGAUUAUGAAAAUAAUGGGUCUAGGUCGCCUUUGCUAGAGAGGCCGUCGGAUGUUCGGGUAGUACGCAGCAAAACACACGACUGUAAAAAAAAUUAUUGCGAAAGACAUUCUAGUAAACAUAACCCAGAUUGUCAUAACGACAAAAGUAAACCCGUAAGACUGAAAAAGCCUAAACAUGACCAUCAUUAUGAAGCCAAACGUUCAGAAAGACAACUUGCAGCUUGUGAAUGCAAAAAUAAUCCAAACGGUGAUUUUUUCGAUAAGGCUAGUGCGAGUUCAAAAGAUUUAUUGAUAGAAAAAUCUAGUUUGGAAUCUAAUGAGAAUGCUGAUCAGGGAGAUAAAAAACCGGACGAAAAGAAAGUUGUAGAGACAAAACUUUGGGACCACGAUAUAUCUAAUUCUAGCAGUAGUAGCAAUACUAAUAUAGACAGACCCCCAGACGAAGAGAAAGACGAUAAAAAUAUCGCUCCAGAGACUGAAGAUUCUCAACUGACCUGUGACAGCAAAAGUGUCGAGGAAAGAAGUGUGUAUAGCUUAGACUGGCUUUUUGAAGAGACGGAACAAACUCCGAUAGACUUUUGUAAGGAAACAGGUGCCAGUGCUUUAACGGAGGAGGUGCUUUGUCAGAAACUAGCGAAUGCGCUCGGCGAAUCGUCUUCCAAUGUUCCAAAAAACUUGGGCGCUAUACCAAAGCAGAUAAAAAACUUAGCGCGUUCACGAGCUUCUUCGCAGAAGGAGAACAAGAAGAGAGAUUCUAAAAGAGAAAAGGAUGAAAAUCAAAAUGAAGAAGUCAUCAUGUUUGAUGCGGUGGAAGCUCAAGCUGCUUUGGUACAAGGAUUGGAAUGCUUAUUCGCAGCAACAAAUGCUAAUACUGUCGUAAUGCCGCCUCCUAACCGAGAAGAGAGGCCUAGACACCGACAGAGUGUUAGGGGUGAGAGAGAAAACUCGCACAAAACAAGGAAACGCUCCAUAGAGGAAGUAGCACAAACCUCUACUAAUACCCUACUCCCAACGUCCAUGCCUUUACUAGCAGCCUUUUUGAACUCCAGGGUAGACUUCGGACCAUGUUGUGUGCCAUCCUAUGUAGCUAACAACGAAACUGCUUCUCCUCAGAAUGUGCAAGCUGCAGAAGAAAGUCAAAGACUCAGACCACUGAUGGAUAGAAACCACAGAAAUCGUGUAAGGAAAAUAAAGCGAUCGACCCGACAGCGAAAUAAUCCUUCUUUGCAAAACAAUGCAGAGAAGAAAGACGUCCCUCCCGUUGUAGAUAGUUCAAAUAGUUCUAAUAGUGUUCAUUUUGCUACUUCCUUUGACGACACGACUGACGGCGCGAUACAUUGCUUUAUGGAUGAGUACGGCAACUGGAUGUCGUAUACUUUUGACAAAAAUAGCUCAGGACGAGGUCAGGCGCAACCCAUUCCUCUUCCAGAAAAAGAGGAUGGUAUGCGAAUUAACAGGGUUAAACCGAUCGAUAAUACCCUCGAUAAUUCUCAAGAAACAGCUGGAGAAGGCAGCUGUGGCUCUCUAGAAUCUGAAGCUGGUAACAGCGAAAGUAUAGCGAAAACGAAACGCGGUGAUAGCAUCGACCAAAGUUCUUCUAAUCAGGGUAGCAAUAAUCCCCUUUUAUCCAGUAAUAAUAAUAUAUCGACAGUUGUUCCUAUAAAUACUAAUAAUGCUAACAAACGGUUCUAUGUCUUCGACGGUGGAACUGGCACUCAUACUGACCAACCUAGAUCUCCUGUAGCCUAUGUGACUGAUAGUUUGUUAGAGCAAAUAGAGGCUGAAAGACAGUCUAGAAUGGGACUGCCUAGUAUGCAUAUAAAUUUUUUGAUGAAUCAACAAAGAGCGCAACAGCUAGCUCAACAACAAGUUGAAAAUACGUAUGCAAACAUACCAAGUUUGAUGGCCACAAUUGGAGAGGAGUCUGUAGAAAUAAAUAUUAGAAACAAAUUUUCGAAACUUAUGGAUGAGAUGGAGAAGGCUAAUCAACCGAAACCAAAGAGUUAUUACAAGUUUAAAUUAUCGAAAUGUCUUGAGUUGAAGGUGACCUUGGAUAGACUGCAGCUAAUGGCUUUAUUCGAUAGGAACUUAACGUUCAAAGAAACUUUUGUUACAAUAAUAUUAGCAGUUAUGGUGGCUGUUUUAGGGUCCACAGUCUUGAACCUCGGCUUCUACAGGGAUAUAUACGCGUUUUGGUUUUGUUUUAUAAUGGCGGGCAGUCAGUAUUCAUUACUCAAGAGUGUCCAACCGGACUCUGCAUCACCAGUUCACGGGUUUAAUAAAAUGGUCGUAUUCUCGAGACCUGUGUACUUUUGUUUAUGUACAGGGAUCUUGUGUUUGGUGCAUAGUUUUUUAGAACAAACUGUGCCGUUGGCGGCAGAUACGCAUAUACGGCGUAGAAGAAGUUUUGACGUCAGUAAACCUAUAACUAUAUAUGGGUUUGAAAUAAACGAAAGAGAUUUUUUAUUCGUAAUACAGGAGGUGCUAUCCAAGUUCCUACUAUUUUUUCCUCUGGCAUUCAGUUUGGGGUUGUUCCCUCAAGUAAAUACAUUCCUCAUGUAUAUACUUGAACAGAUUGACAUGCACGUGUUUGGUGGUAACGCGACCAGCAGUUUAAGUGCUGCAGUGUAUUGCGUCGUGCGAUCUUUAGCUGCAGUAGGAGUACUUUACGGGUUCGCUUACAGUGGACUCGUAGAAGGCAAAAAGUCGCAGCAUCAGAAACAUAACAUACUUUUCUCGAUAUUCUGCGGCCUUUUAGUGCCAAUUGCCUACCACUUGAGCCGUAGCGCGAGCGAUUACACAUUAAUAUGGAAUCUUAUUAAAAAACAUUUGCUUCCACCAGAAUUAUAUGUUGUACAUAACCCUGAAAUUUCUCCAGAACUUGAAAAGUCUGAUCCAAACAUGUUGAGCGAAGAGAAGAAGAACAAUUCUGAGAGUAACAUAUCUAAACAGAAUUCCAUUGGCAGUUCUGCGUCUAAAAUUAACUUUAGUUCUGAGACGAAUAUUGCAAAGCAAAAACGCUCACAGACUUCGAGCGUGAGCUCUUUGAAAAUGGAUCCGAGAGGAGACACAAUAAACUCUACGACUUCCUUGAAAGUUGAUCCACCCACCGAAGAAGACAAAACUCAAGAUACAAAUACCAGCGCUUCGAAUGUAAAGGCGGAAACAGAUAAACCUGAUGAAGAUAUGGAGGAUCCGUUGCCAAAAAAGCUACAAGCGACAGUGAAUGCCAGACUCAAGAAUGAUGUCAUAGUUUGCGCUUUUCUCGCACUGUUCGUAUUUGGACUACACUGUACCACCGUUUUUACGACUCUCCGGCCGCAGCUCAAUACGGUACUAUGGAUAAUCGCCGGUAUCCUUGGCUGGGUGCUACACUACCUCACCCCUCAGCUCCGGAAGCAACAACCUUGGCUGUGUCUGGCCGGACCGGUGCUAAAGCAACACGAGCAUGCGCAGUUCGAAGUCACUGAACCUGCUAAGCUUAUGUGUUUUGAGAAGAUCUUCGUGUACUUAUGUUUCCUGGAGCGCAACGUGUUAUACCCGGCCGUGGUGAUAGCGGCCACCCAGGAUGCGCCCGCGAUCGCGGCCAAGUACGGAGACGCGGUUGGUGCGCUUAUCAUAUGCGUGUGCGCACUCAAGUGCCUUAGGAAUGCGUACUCAGAACCAGAAUCGCAGUACCUUAUAUUAGUAUUUGCGGUGCUACUGUUUCAAAAGGAUCUGAGCAGUCAGAAGAUAUCGGAGACUUUCCUAGUGGAUUACUUCAUAACCGCCGUUAUUUUCAACAAGGUGUACGAGUUCUUGUUGAAAGUGCAAUUUGUAGUGACAUACAUAGCGCCGUGGCAGAUCACGUGGGGCAGCGCGUUCCAUGCGUUUGCGCAGCCCUUCUCCGUGCCGCAUUCCGCCAUGUUGUUCCUGCAAGCCGCACUCUCCGCUCUGCUCUCUUCACCACUCACUCCUGCUUUGGGUAGCGCAAUAUUUAUGACGUCAUACGUUCGUCCAGUAAAGUUUUGGGAGAGAGACUACAACACCAAACGCGUGGAUCAAAGCAACACCAGGCUUUCGUCACAGUUAGAAAGGAACCUUGGAGCUGAUGAUAAUAACUUGAAUUCAAUAUUUUACGAACAUUUAACACGGUCGCUACAACACUACCUGUGUGGAGAUCUGAUGCUGGGCCGGUGGGGGCAGGUACAGCAAGGCGACUGCUUUGUGCUGGCAUCGGACUACCUAAACUGCCUAGUCCACAUCGUAGAGAUGGGCAACGGGCUUGUGUCAUUCCAACUGCGAGGGCUCGAGUUCAGAGGGACGUACUGUCAACAGAGAGAAGUAGAAGCCAUUUCGGAAGGACCAGAGGAGAGUAGCGAGGGCGUGUGCAACGGCGGAUGGUGGUGCGGCGGGCGCGUGCUGUCCCCGGGCUCGGGCUGGGCGCUGCGCUGGCUGGCGUGGCAGCUCGUGUCGGCGCGCUACGUGCUGGAGGGCUACUCCGUCAGCGACAACAGCGCCGUCUCCAUGCUGCAGGUCUUCGACUUCCGCAAGGUGCUGCUCACCUACUACGUCAAGAGUAUAAUCUACUACACCAUCCAAUCAAGCAAGCUAGAAGAAUGGUUGUCUUCCGCUACCAUUGCAGAAGCUCUGAAGCCAAUGAACGAAAGGAAUUUCGUCGACUUGGACCCUAUAUUUAACGUAAAUUUGGAUGAAGACUACGAUUUUAGAGCUUCAGGAAUCACUCGGAGUCGUUUCUGCGCGAUGUACGGCGAGUGGAUCGCGCACUGCGGGGCCCGGCGCGGCGCGAGCUGGCGUCGUCGCGCCGCGCACGCCACGUCCCCGCUCACCACGCUCUGCUUCGCGCUCAGCCUGCUGGGCCGCCGCGCCCUCGCCGCCGCGCAGCACCUCUCCGCCUCCAGUGUGGAGUUCUUCCUAUACGGACUACACUCGCUGUUCAAAGGCGAUUUCCGCAUCACGUGCGCACGCGACGAGUGGGUGUUCACCGACAUGUCGCUGCUGCACUCGGUACUCGCACCCGCUAUACGGAUGGCACUCAAAUUGCAUCAGGAUCACUUCAUGUUCCCCGAGGAGUACUGCAGCAGCUCGGCGCUGUACUGCGCCAUAGCGUCGCACGCGCAGCGCCUCGUCAUCUGCCACGAGGCCGCGCCCGCCUGGCGCUACAACGUGCUACGUGGGGCCCCCCACCUGCUCGCGCUCAGGCAUGUAAUGGACGAAGGCAAUGACGACUACAAGAUAAUAAUGUUGAACAAGCGCCAUCUAGGGUUCAGAGUCAUCAAACUGAACCGAGAGUGUGUUCGUGGACUGUGGGCGGGACAGCAGCAAGAACUCGUCUAUCUAAGAAACAGGAAUCCUGAGAGAGGCUCUAUACAGAAUGCUAAACAGGCGCUCCGCAACAUAAUAAACUCGUCGUGCGACCAGCCCAUCGGCUACCCCAUCUACGUGUCGCCGCUGACCACGUCGUACGCGGACACGUCGGCGCAGCUGUGCUCGCUGCUGGGCGGGCCGCUCACCGUCUCCGCCAUCCGCGCUCGCCUCGCCGCCGCCUGGAGACGUAUCCGUCGUCGCUGCGGCGAGGGCUGCUCGUCGGGCGGCGCGGGGGCGGGCGGUGCGGGGGCGGGGGGCGCGGCGGCGUGCGAGGCGGGCGCCACGGACACGCGCCACACGCCGCGACACAACGCGCUGCACCUCUCCAGGAACUCGCUCGGCGGCACGCGCAGCAGUUUAGCGAGUGCUGGCAAACCGACUUCAUCUACUCUUGCGUCUCUGGCCGGAUUACUUAGAGAACACUCACAUGAACGAAGCACUCCUGAAGAAACCGCGUGCGGUGGAGCCGAGCAGGGGGGGGCGCGGCGCCGCAGCGAGGAGCGCGGGGCGGGAGGCGCAGGGCCAGGCGCCGCCAGCACCGCGCCGCCCGCCACCGGCGCACGGCGCGAGCGCACCAGAGCACGGACGCCUGCUAAGGAACCUGGCAGACAGGGAGGCAACCGCAGCCGCUUGCGGCGCGCGAACACGCCGGCUUCGAUCUCGUUCCGCCUGCUCGCCGCCUCCGACAACCUGCGCCUCGAGCCCGGCGUGUGCGCCUCGCACCCCGGGGACGACACGCAGAGCGCUGCUGGUAGUGGUUGGGAGUGUGGUUGGCGAGACCAGCCCCGACGAGCCGCCAGUGCUAAGGUAUCCAGCCGGGGCGGUUGCAGCGCGGAGUCCUCUCUGGAGGACCUGACGCUGAGCCCGAGCGGCCUGGACCUGUCGCUGCCCGACUGUAAGAUCAUCGCCAACAGGAACGCCAGGCAAGAUAGAGACUUUAAAAGAUAUUAUGUCAACGAAAUGACUCCAAAAGACUUGUCAAAACUAAGUAAAGAGAUCCGACACGAAAGAGAAAGUUACCGGGAACUCACCGGCAGAUAUAUUGAGAAACCCGAAGCAAUACCUCUUAAAGAAACCCACUACUCAGACUUAUCGAACAAAGAAUCUAUCCUCAAGAAGGAAGCGAAAAAGGACUCUAAAUCAAAAGAAAUAAAGACCAAAAUAAAACGGUCAGAUUCUGGUCGGAGUGAGUUGAAAGUGAACGUUAGCUUGGGAAGUAAAGUGUUAAUAAUUGAGCCUUUAGGAGUGUAUGACUGUAUCAAUCUUGGGAGGAGGAUCGAUGUCCAGUGGCCUUCUGAAUACCAGAGGGAGAGGGGUGGGCGGAACUUCUGGGGAAGUUGGGUGCCUCAGGCUGGGAUGGAUGGAUUGGUUGUUCACAAAUGGAUGCCAAACCACAGAGACCCUAAACUAAGAUCUCAUGUUGACAAGAACAUACUCCUAAUACAAAUCGACGACAAAUUCGUGCCCAUUGCUGAAAACUGCGUGCAGGACUUGGGCGAUGAAGUGUAA
This is a messenger RNA of Arctia plantaginis, 8571 nucleotides long. Lineage: Eukaryota; Metazoa; Arthropoda; Insecta; Lepidoptera; Erebidae. The record is from the annotation of a GenBank genome assembly.